UUGCCGGCUCGCCGGCGCCAUUUUGGUUCAGAGGUCACGGGAGCCAACCCAAGCCAGGAGGACGCUAAAAACACGCGGAAUAGUUUUGUUCUUGUCCUUGCUUUGUUUUACCAGUUAAACGUGUUUUUAGGUGCAAAGCAUAUCUGCAGAGUGUGACAGGUAAGACAUGGCAGAGGCAGACAUUGUCUAUGGGUCUCCUACUGCUGUUCCAAAGACCUUCCAUGAUUGGUAUCCCACUGGAGUUUUAGGUGACAGUGAUGCAAGCAAGACCAAAGAACAGCCCAUAGUAAGUCAACCGGAAGCAAACACCAAUGACAAGCCCUACAUGUGUGGAGAGUGCGGGUAUAGAGCAGCUCAUAAGUCUACUUUAUCCCGACAUAUGAGAACUCAUACAGGAGAAAAACCCUACAAGUGUGAUCAGUGUGACUUUGCAGCAGCAAAGAAAAGCGAUUUGCGUUAUCAUCGAACGAAACACACCGGUGACAAACCCUUCAUGUGUGGAGAGUGUGGGUACAGGACAGCUCGGAAGUGUCAUUUCUUCGAACAUAUGAGAACACAUACUGGAGAAAAACCCUACAAGUGUGACAAGUGUGAUUAUUCUGCUGCGGUGAAGGCCACUUUAAACCAACAUCUAAAACAACACACUGGUGAAAAGCCCUACAUGUGUGGGGAGUGUGGGUACAGGGCAACUAAUAGGUGUAAUUUAUCUGGACAUAUGAGAACUCAUACCGGUGAAAAACCAUACAAGUGUGACCAGUGUGACUAUUCUGCUGCACUGAAAUCCAGUUUGAAGAAACAUCAACUAAUACAUAGCAGUGAGAAGCCCUACAUGUGUGGGGAGUGUGGAUACAGGGCAACUCAAAGGUCUGUCUUAUCCAACCACAUGAGAACCCAUACAGGUGAAAAACCUUUCAAGUGUGACCAGUGUGACUAUUCUGCAGCACGAAAAUGCACUUUGAGGAGGCAUCUUAGACAAUGCAACACAACAAUGUAAAGGCCUACGUGUGUGGUCUUAAUACAAAGCAACUCAAAAGUGCCACUCAUCCCAACAUAUGAGAACUCAAACGAUGGAAAACCUUACCAGUAUGACCUGUGUGACUAUUUUGCAGCAAAGAAAUCUACUGUGGACAACCAUUGUAAAAAAAAAAGGAAAAACACACCGGUCAGAAACCUUACAUACGCGAGGAAUCCGAACAGAUUGCGCAUGUUUUUCAUCUAGCCAUAUAGCUAAACACACUGAUGUGAAACUUUGCAUACGUAGACGGACAACAUCACAACAAAAGGCAUCUACUAGUAGCUAAAAUAUCUGUGUACAGUAUAGAGGCAACCGCCUUUAAUAGGCGUUUGAGGGAUUCUGUCCCCUUACGUUGUGUGAAUCACCUGACAUACCUGAAUCAGAUUUAAGUCUUGAAGAUAUCCAGGUGAAAGGUAAGGAAACCUCCCCCCCCCAAAAAAAAAAAAUUGCCAUCAUUUACUAAAA
Branchiostoma floridae (Florida lancelet) is the source of this 1480-nucleotide messenger RNA. RefSeq names its product zinc finger protein 525-like. The transcript is spliced from 2 exons. Gene Ontology annotation, biological process: regulation of transcription by RNA polymerase II. Lineage: Eukaryota; Metazoa; Chordata; Leptocardii; Amphioxiformes; Branchiostomatidae. The coding region runs from base 167 to 994 and encodes 275 amino acids. The record is from RefSeq and is a predicted model, not a curated record. Gene Ontology annotation, molecular function: RNA polymerase II cis-regulatory region sequence-specific DNA binding; DNA-binding transcription factor activity.